Molecule: messenger RNA, 2916 nt
Organism: Aspergillus bombycis
Lineage: Eukaryota; Fungi; Ascomycota; Eurotiomycetes; Eurotiales; Aspergillaceae
Product: C6 zinc finger domain protein
Exons: 4
Coding region: 1-2916 (971 amino acids)
Biological process (GO): regulation of DNA-templated transcription; secondary metabolic process
Cellular component (GO): cytosol; cytoplasm
Molecular function (GO): hydrolase activity; zinc ion binding; DNA-binding transcription factor activity, RNA polymerase II-specific
Source: RefSeq, a predicted model, not a curated record
AUGUCUCAAUCGGCUCAUGCGUCCAAGACCCGAACUCGUAAUGGGUGCGCCAACUGUCGACAGAGUCGGGUCAAGUGCGACGGCAAGGAGCCCUCCUGUACGCGAUGCUGGCAGAAAGGCUGGCAAUGCACCAGGGAAAAGCUGACUCUCAAAUGGAAGUCGGACUACCAGAGCCGUGGAUUAGCAUUCGGGCGGGAAGGAGUCUGGGGGAAAGGACCGUCGUCGAAGAAAAAUUACCCUGUCAUAUCAACCGGGGAACAGAAUUGGUAUUCCAAUAGCACGGUGUAUCCGUGGAGCUUUGUCAAUCAGGACAUCUCGACAAUGAGGUGGCUUUACGAUGAGAAAGGAGGCCCCGGACAGCCAUCAUCUAUGGAGAUCGGCGUGAUCCGUCCGAAGCGCGACAGGGUCGGAGUGGCAGAGCAGGCUCCAUUGUGGUACUCGCCGCCUGUAUUUCCCUACCCCCAAGCGCAGAAGUACGCAAUUAUGGUGGAGUAUUUCAUCGAUCAAGUCUGUCCUCGAACGACAUCAAGUCUGAAGAUCGCUUCUCCUUUCACGUCUGUGAUCCUACCAUUUUGCUUGAACGGCUCUGAGAACGGACUCGUCGCGCUCCAAGCACUGGCCGCGUGCUACUGGUCCCAAUCUAACCCUGCCCAUACAAGCACCGCGGUGCGGUUAAAGUCUCACGUUCUGGGAGAAUUGCGCCGCAGGAUUGCGGCUGACCCCUCCUAUAUCACCUCUCCGGAUCCCGAAGUGCUGGUUCUGAUGAUGAUGAUGAGUCUAUACGACAUCGUCGACCAGUGCGACAAAGGAUGGGUCGUCCAUCUCCAAGGCGCGAAGGAUAUCAUCCGGCUUCGAAGGAGAAACCUACCCAACCAAACGCAAUGUCCAGUGACAGCUUUUGCUGAACUAUUCUUCGCGUUCCAGGAUGUUAUGGGCCGCACCGCGUGUGCCAAGGCGGAUUUGUUUGGUCCUUCUUUCUGGGAUCAGACUGACCGUUCCGUCAACCCGUGGAUGGGAUGUAGCCCUGAGCUGGUUUCCAUCCUCUUUUCGAUUCUGGAUCUCAGUCGCAUCCGCCCCCAGAUGGACACCGACUUAGCCGAAGAGGUAGACUUCAGCAUGAGAGCGUCUGCCUUGAAUCGAAGAUUGGGAAGCCUCGUACAAGUCUUAGCUGAUCCAGAAGACCGGGCCCUCCAGGCGGUUGCCGAUCUCAAACGGUUGGCAUGCACCGUCUAUCUGCACUGCGCCCUGUACAACGCAGAGCCAUCCACCCCAAUCGUUCGCAGUCUCGUUCGCAGGAUCAUUCAGCAAUUAUCCGCCUUGCUCAAAGAGAACCUCAUCAUCAAUGCGACAUGGCCGAUUUUCGUAGCUGCCGUCGAGCUGGAUCCUGCGGAUGGGGAGAAUUGGCCAGAUCCAGUAACGGGGGAGCUGGUCGACGGACGAGCUUUGGUCCUGAGGGCAUUGGCUACGAUGGCCCAAUCCACGGUCACCAGUGUGGCGCGCGUCCGCUCCAUCAUUGAAACGGUUUGGCAGUCGCGAGACCGUGAUUUAGCCACCGGAUCGUCCGGACGGCAAUCCUCGCAGCACAAUGACUGGGAAUGGUAUGUGGUCCCGCUGAGUGAUGCACUGAGCCUGCCUCGUUUAUUCCGUCAGAACUUAUCUAACACGGAGGGCGGGAUUGUUGAUGCCAUUUAUGCGCGGUCGGAACUACCAACAUGCAAUCCUGAAGCGGCGGUUGUUGACUAUGGAAUUGCGCGUGCUCAUCUAGCGGACAACUCCCUACAUGUGUUACUCUCCCCGACUGAUGCCCAUGCUGUGAUUGAAGCCGCCUGGGGCCGGCGAUUUUGCAGUCCCCUCAAUGGUGCCUCCUCGAUGGUAUACGCCCCACGAAACAGCGAGGAGGUGGAGCUUGUUUCUCAGAUCGUCCAAGCUGCGAUUCGGUGGACGACGGUCAUGCCUCCGUUCAUCACCCUCGAAGAACACUAUGCCUCGCCAAAAGUGCGCGAAGCCAGCGCAGAAGCCCGUGCGCACUACGCCAACUUUCCUCCUGCUAUAAUGUCCAAGUUGGAGUCCCUGGGGGAGGAACGUAUCCAGGAUCUCAAUAAAGGGAAUGUGUCCCUCCAAGUCAUUUCCCACGGUCCGGGUAAUUUAUCACCCCUUCUCUGCGCGGAAGUCAACGACGACCUGGCGUCUGCCAUUGCCAGAAAUCCUACUCGAUUAGCGGGGUUCGCCAUGCUCCCGAUGAGCGAGCCAGCUGCUGCUGUAGCCGAACUCGAGCGCUGUGUGACGGGACAGGGCUUCGUUGGAGCCCUGGUGGACAAUCACCUAGACGGACAGUUCUACGACGACGAACGCUUUUGGCCCAUCUUUGAAAAAGCGCAGGAAUUGGACGUUCCGAUCUACAUCCACCCUACGUUUGCGUCCGACUCCAUGAUGGAACAUUAUAAAGGUAACUACAGUGACUCUGUGGCGUUGGCGCUGAGCGCGUUCGGCUGGGCCUGGCACGCCGAGACCGGACAUCAUAUCCUGAGGUUAUUUGCCAGCGGUCUUUUUGAUCGUCUGCCCAAAGUGAAGAUCGUGAUCGGACACAUGGGCGAGCUGCUACCCUUCCAAUUGGAUCGCGUUUUUGCGAUCUCGGACCGAUGGGGCAGAGAGAGAGGGUUUAGAGAGGUCUGGCGGAACAAUAUCUGGAUCACGACCAGUGGCAUGUUCUCGUUGACACCGCUGGCUUGCCUUCUACAAACGACGUCCAUUGAUCAUGUGUUGUAUAGCGUUGACUAUCCGUUUUCACCGAAUGAGAAGGGGUUGCGGUUUUUUGAGGAGAUCGAGACGAGUGGCUUGAUCAGUGGGAAGGACCUGGAGCUGUUCGCAUACCAAAAUGCAGAAGCAUUACUCAAUGUCAAGGCGACCCAUGUGUGA